Aplysia californica (California sea hare) is the source of this 1419-nucleotide messenger RNA. Its product is annotated as 2-methoxy-6-polyprenyl-1,4-benzoquinol methylase, mitochondrial. NCBI's taxonomy places the organism in Eukaryota, Metazoa, Mollusca, Gastropoda, Aplysiida, Aplysiidae. Gene Ontology annotation, molecular function: methyltransferase activity. Bases 33 to 1085 code for a protein of 350 amino acids. The record is from RefSeq and is a predicted model, not a curated record. The transcript has 8 exons. Gene Ontology annotation, biological process: ubiquinone biosynthetic process.
AUUCAACGAGCGAUCCUGACAAUCAAAAAAAGAUGGCUGCGCCCUUGAUGAGGCAACUUUUUCUCCGGCGACGUUCAAGACAAAGCCAAAGCUAUGCAGUUCGAUUUUUCGCUGUGCGUGGAUCUGGCGCUCAUGGAGAAAGUGAAACUGAUCAAGACAGACAAACAGAAACACACUUUGGGUUUCAGUCCGUACCUGAAGAGGAAAAGGAACAAAAAGUACAUGAAGUAUUUAGUAAUGUGGCCAAGACCUAUGACCUCAUGAAUGAUGUGAUGAGUGGAGGACUGCACCGCGUGUGGAAGGAUGUGUUCAUGGACAGGUUCUCCCCUGCGCCUGGGACAAAACUGCUGGAUGUUGCCGGGGGAACAGGGGAUAUUGCACAAAGAUUUCUCAAAUAUGUGAGAAGUCCUACUCACAUUGACCUUGACUCUGACUUGAGCGCAGACAUAGAACUUCCGCGUGACAUCACAGCACAGGUUUACAUGGACCCUGCUGAAGACACCACUGAUUGGUCUUCAUCUUCAUCCUCUGAUGAAGAAGAAAGGAGAAAAAAUUCAUCAUCCAGGUACAUUCAGCGACCCGACCAGAACGGCAGUCAUGUGACUGUGUCUGACAUCAACCAGGACAUGCUGGACGUUGGGAGGGAGAAACUGCUGCAACUAGGCUACAAUGCUGGUAUUUCCUGGUUUCAAGGCAACGCAGAAAGCUUGCCCUUCUCAGACGGAGAGUUUGAUGCCUACACUAUUGCUUUUGGCAUCCGUAACUGCACCCAUGUACAGCAGGUAAUUAAUGAAGCGUACCGUGUGCUGAAGCCAGGGGGGCGAUUCAUGUGUUUAGAGUUCAGCGAAGUGCCAAACCCUUUACUGCGCAGUGUGUAUGAUAGCUACUCAUUUCAAGUGAUUCCUGUGAUGGGCCAGGUCAUCGCCAGUGACUGGAAGUCCUACCAGUACUUGGUGGAGAGUAUACGAAGAUUUCCCAACCAGAAAGACUUUGCCAACAUGAUCAAAGCCGCAGGAUUUCGAAUGGUGAGAUAUGAGAACUUGACCUUUGGGGUUGUUGCUAUUCAUUCAGGCUUCAAGAUAUGAUUGACAGAUGGACGAAAGGACUUUCUGAUCUCGUGCAUGGUGUAUGUCAGGGAAGGCUGUGGGAAUCAAUUGUUGUGUUUGCUGUGCUGUUUCCAUUCUCCGAUGCUGGCUUGACGAAGGCGAAGCUGUGAAAUAUGUGUCUUUACAGUCAACGUGCAGAGAGUCUGAGUGUGUCAGGGAGAGCACCAAAAUGCAGAGCAGACGCAACUUUCGUUAUACCCAGACUGCUGGAGUAAGAGUAAGACUUCUGUUUCUGGAAGCUGGCAUGGAAUUUUCGAUACAUUGAUUACUUCCCACAGAAAUUAUAAAUAAAGAAAGGCUUUCUUUUUCCUGA